UACAUGCAUAUACAAUCGGUAACAAGUUUUCUUGCAUAUACGCGCACGAAUUACCAAUUAUACAUAUCUUGCGCACAUUACAAGCCUACUCCUUGGCAGGAGAUCAUCAGCAAUCCUAUUUCACACAGAACUGUAUUACGUAUGCUGCGAAUGUAUACACAUUUGUUUAUACAUUUGAAUGAUUAUCAAGUUAUAUAUAUAUAUAUAUACAUAUAUAAUAUAUGUAUGUAUGUAGACACCACUAGAUACAUCUAUAAUAAUAAGUGAAUGUGUAGAGACAGGAAUACCAAUCUUAUUUUUCGAACAGAAUCGUGAACAGAACUGGUAUCGGUGCAGUUCAUGCGGUUUGGCAUCUGAUUUCAUACUCAUCGACAAGUUCGAAUACUCGUACGUGUAUUGUUUGUUAAAAUUUAUGCGUUCGGACAACAUUUAUUGAAAGAAAAUGAUAAAAAUAGCCGAGGAGAUCGACCUUGAAAAUUACACUCUAAUACUUCCGUCGGUGGCUGUUGGAAACGUUGGACAAUUAUGCGUCGAUCUAAUAAUAUCCAGUUUGAAUUUAGAUAAAAUUGGUAGCUCGUGGAAUCCCAUGUUCAUUCCAAUUUGUGGGCUUGAUCCUUACCGUGACGAUGAUGACGGAUCAAGUUCUCUUUGCACCACUGCUGAUUUGUACAUUGGAACGUCUCGCAACAUAAUUCUUUUUCAACUACGUUCACCAUACGUUGGAAAUUCGAACAGUUUCUUCGAUGAAUUGUCACGAUUCAUUCGACAAAAGAAGAUCAGCAAGACUGUGAUCUUGACCAGCAGUUACGAUUACGAACGCGCCGAUAGGCCGGAGCCUGCUGUACGAUAUCUCACCACAGAUGCUUCUUUAAUAGGAAAUGAGAAGCUCGUUGAAAGCCUUUGUUGGACAAAGCAUACGAAACGGCAGAGUAGUUCAACGGGAUCGGAAGCGGCAGCGGCGACGACGAUGCAGCGACGAUACAUUCCUGGUGGUGGAUUUGCGAGUGCACUUUUUGAACAUCUUGAAUCGAUUGAAAUCCCGUGCACAGUACUUUUCUGUUACUGUUCAGAAGGAGACAAUGUUUCCGACGCGUUGAUAUUGUUCAAGGGCUUGAAUGGAUGGUUGAAUUUUACGAAUAAUGAUACCAAUGUUAAUCAGGCCAAUGAUAUAAAAUAUCCGCCCUCUUGGGAAUACUUUUUUGGUAAUCCACCCUCCGCUGGAAUGUAUUGAGCUUCGUGUCGUGGUCGUCACUCAGUCCUCCUCUCGACCGAUUAUGUCAUUCUUGAUUAUGUCGCAGCAAGUAAAUCGUUGUAUACGUGGUAUUCACUAUCGUUACGUCAAAUCAUUCCUACCUGUCCCACCAUCCCUGUUGUCCCCACUCUUUUAUAAAUAAACAAUGCAACGACAUCGAGUUAAA
Molecule: messenger RNA, 1418 nt
Organism: Ceratina calcarata
Lineage: Eukaryota; Metazoa; Arthropoda; Insecta; Hymenoptera; Apidae
Product: proteasome assembly chaperone 2
Exons: 3
Coding region: 443-1231 (262 amino acids)
Biological process (GO): proteasome assembly
Cellular component (GO): nucleus; cytosol
Source: RefSeq, a predicted model, not a curated record